This is a messenger RNA of Gallus gallus (chicken), 3131 nucleotides long. It is a transcript of the gene FBXO44, whose product is annotated as F-box protein 44. Gene Ontology annotation, biological process: SCF-dependent proteasomal ubiquitin-dependent protein catabolic process; glycoprotein catabolic process. The record is from RefSeq and is a predicted model, not a curated record. The transcript is spliced from 8 exons. NCBI's taxonomy places the organism in Eukaryota, Metazoa, Chordata, Aves, Galliformes, Phasianidae. Gene Ontology annotation, molecular function: protein binding; ubiquitin protein ligase activity. Bases 1336 to 2370 code for a protein of 344 amino acids. Gene Ontology annotation, cellular component: SCF ubiquitin ligase complex; cytoplasm.
CCAAAUGCUCCCUGCCCACACAGCAGCUGGCCCUCUGGCACUCUGUGGUCAAUUGCUGUGCCCUGGCAGCGGGGCUGUUGGGAUCUGGGGAGAUAUGUGAUGGAGCUGCAGCUGGGCUUGUAGGGCCAUUGCAAUGGGAUCGGUGCCUGGAGCUAGGCAUGCAGCAGUGGGCUGGGGCUGCUCAAGGGACCCAGCCAGAGAGGGCUGCUGGUGACUAUCCACUAACCGCAUGUGUGCUCAGUGGCCUGCCGUCCCAUUUAUUAGCACUUAAAACUUGCUGUCUCUGCUCCAAAUGGAGUGUUUACAGCAUUGACACAAACAGCUGUCCCAGUCAGCCAGAUCAUAACAAAUGGGAGCUCUGGCUGGAGUGUUAUUUUGCUGCAAGGGGGCAAUACAUCUUAUUACUAAACAAUGAAGUUCGUGAUGGAUGGUGACGAGGCUCUUCGCUGUCUUGCUUGAUGAUCGCACUGAAAAAUAAACAUAAAACCUAAGAUGUUUCCAGGGAUCUAGGCAAGGCCUUGCACUGUGCUUGGUUAGAGACAGCUUUGAGGUUCCCUGGUGCCUCAGCUGCAAGAGCCUUUGCAGCAGGCUGCUGGUUUUGCUGCCUUUUCUCCACAGUGGAUUAUCUGGGAGGAUCUGAGGAGGUCCAGGAGUGAAAUUCCAGGAGAGAAAAAGAUGUGCUCAUCAAAAACAUCGGGUGUAGCAAGAGCUGAGGACAGCUGGUCACUUCCCUGGGAAUAAUGCAGAGGUCUUGUUAGUAGUGAUGUUGUCUGAUUACCGGGCAUACGGGUCUAACUGUGUCAUUUUGAUCCAGCCUGAAGUAGGGCUGCAUCACUGCUGGACUGAGGGUGGAAAUGGGGACACAGUCCUUCAGGGGGCUACAGGGGUGUAUGGGAACUGUUGAGUCACAGCCUGAACCACUGAUUGAGCACCUGGGGAAAGGACCGGGUCAGCCCUGGCAGCACAGGUGAAGGCAAUUCAGCUGUGCAACUGGAAGAGGUGGAGUCUGGUUGCACCUCUCUUAGACCCCAUUUAAGGGCUGACUGCCACUGGGGAAAGAUCUCUUUCUGGAGAUCCUCCUCUUUGGUGGAGCUUUCCCCUGCAAGCCUGGAACCUUCUGAUAUGGAUGCAUUAAUUACUGAGGUUGCUCUCCUUAUUUCGACUCUGGUGUUCUCCAGAAGGCAGCAGGAGCAGAAUCAUUAAGGUUGGAAAAGACCACUGAGAUCACCAAGUCAUCCCAUCCCCACCAUGCUCACUAAACCACGUCCUUCAGUGCCUCCCCAGGAAUGGUGACUCCACUACCUCCAUAUUGCUUCCUCAGCCCAGUUAGUGCAGAUGAACACUGUGCCUUUGUCCUCUGAGCUACCUCUCUGCUUUGGUGCCAUUUGCAAUGAACCUGGAGAUGCUGGAGCAGAAAGUGCAAGCAAAGCCUUCCUGCUGACACUUCAGGAUCCAAAGAGCAGCUCCAUCAACCAGGUUCUUCCACUGGCAGCAGACCAGGCGGCACGCCAGCACCAGAUCCACCGCAGCUGCCUGGAAACCCUCCGCCGCCGCAUACCGUCCGUCUGCUAUCGGUUCUGCAGAGCUAUGGCCACCAUCAGCGACCUCCCCGAGGACGUGCUGGUGGAGCUGCUGUCCCUGCUGCCCGCCCGGGACCUGCUCCGUGCGUGCAGGCCGGUGUGCUCCCAAUGGCGCGACGUGGUGGACCUCACCACCCUCUGGAAGCGCAAGUGCCAACGCGAGGGGUUCUACGUGCAGAGCUUGGAUAGGAGCAUCACCGACUGGAAGGUGUUCUACCUGCUGUGCAAGCUGAAGAGGAACUUGAUCAAAAAUCCCCGAGCUGAAGAGAGCUUUAAGCACUGGAAACUUGAUCAGAAUGAAGGAGAUAAGUGGAAGAUCGAGGAUCUGCCUGGACCCCUGGGGAAAGAGCUGCCAGACUCAGAAGUCCGCAAAUACUUUGUCACUUCGUUUGGGCCAUGCUUCAAAUCUCAGCUGAUUACCCUGAAGAAAGAAGGGUACUGGAAUGAGCUGAUGGAUGAGAAACGGCCUGAAAUUGUAGUUAAGGACUGGUACGCUGCCAGAUUUGACUGUGGUUGUCGCUAUGAGCUCAGAGUGAGGCUGCUUUCUGAAAACUACAUUGUGCUUGAUGAGUUCUGUCCUGAGCCAGUGGUCAUAGAGCAGUGGAGCGACGCAAUGUGGAGAGAGAUUUCCCACACCUUCAGCAAUUACCCAGCUGGAGUUCGUUACAUCUGGUUUCAGCAUGGAGGCCAAGAUACCCAAUUCUGGGCAGGAUGGUAUGGGAUCAGGGUGACAAACAGCAGCAUCACCAUUGGGCCCCAGACAUUGAAGGCAAAUGAAGACACAAUAUAAGUGUUUUCUUUUACCUCAGGAUUGUGACCCGGUGGUCUCAGGUGCACUUAUUUGUCUGUACUCUCUGGGUGAAUAUCCUGGCUUUGUCUUGCACAGCUGAUGUGGAAUACAAGCAGCUAGCUCUCCUUGUUCACAGCAGAACUUCUGCAGGCCCAGCCCUUCGGAAGGACUUCUGUCUUCAUCUGUCCUUCACUGUGGCAGUGACAAUUCCUGGUGCCCUUCCAUAGGAGGAAGACGAGGGCAAUUAAAUAUGACAUCUAUCUUAAGUGAAUAGCAUUUGGCUGUAGCACAAGUACAUGGCAAUCUUAAGUGGAAACUCUUUCUUGUUUAUACAACUUAAUUAAAACAAGGCUAAAAUCUUUCAGUUCAGAUUAUCAACCCUUGGCUAGAGGACUCUGCUACAGACAGACUUGUUUUGUACGGUAUUUUUCUGUUUCAGUUUAAUUACGUACAUAAAGGUGUAUCUUUCACAGCAUUGUGCAACCUUCAGUCUUCUUUAUCUAUAUAUGCUGUGUCACUGAUAUUUAAUUCUGUAGUUUCUGUAAGUAUACAAGAUCAAAGUGGUGUAUGUCUUCCCUGUCCAAAUACAGCUCGUUAUUGUUGGAAUGAACAAAGAGGAGGAAGGAAUCCCUUAAGGUGGAUACCUGACAACGUAAGUGCCUUUGGAUUGAACUGCUUUUUUCCAUAUUACCAUCAUACUACCAAAGAACUUGGUUUGUACUGAACAGUAACCUUAUAUAAAACGUUAAAGCCACAAACAA